AUAAACCGGUGUUUAGACAGUGUGAUGCAGCGGUGAGAACUGAACCUGUGAUCCGAGCUGCUGCUGCUAAAGAUUUAAGUUCACGCCACAAUGAGUUCAAUUGGGACAGGGUAUGACCUGUCAGCCUCCACCUUCUCCCCAGACGGAAGGGUCUUCCAGGUGGAGUACGCCAUGAAGGCAGUGGAGAACAGCAGCACAGCCAUCGCGGUGCGCUGUAAAGACGGCGUGGUGUUCGGCGUGGAGAAGCUGGUCCUGUCCAAACUGUACGAGGAAGGCUCCAACAAGCGCAUCUUCAACGUGGACAAGCAUGUCGGAAUGGCGGUAGCUGGACUCCUCGCAGACGCCCGCUCCCUCUCGGAGGUGGCCCGGGAAGAAGCGUCCAACUUCAGGUCCAACUACGGCUAUCAAGUCCCUCUCAAGCACCUGGCCGACAGAGUGGCCAUGUACGUCCACGCCUACACACUGUACAGCGCCGUCCGGCCCUUCGGCUGCAGCUUCAUCCUGGGCUCCUACGAUGUGGACGACGGCCCUCAGCUCUACAUGGUGGACCCCUCAGGGAUCGCAUACGGUUACUGGGGCUGUGCCAUCGGGAAGGCCAAGCAGGCGGCCAAGACGGAGAUCGAGAAGCUCUCGAUGAAAGACAUGACGUGCAGAGAGGUGGUGAAGGAGGUCGCCAAAAUCAUCUACAUCGUCCACGAUGAGGUGAAGGACAAGGCUUUCGAACUUGACCUCAGCUGGGUCGGAGAAGUAACAAACGGACGGCAUGAGCUGGUUCCCAAGGACGUACGGGAGGAAGCAGAGAAAUACGCCAAGGAUUCUCUGGAGGAAGAGGAUGACUCUGAUGAAGACAACAUGUAACAUGUUCCAACCCAACUGACCCCGCCUCUUUUGUAUGUUUUCUAGUGAUGGACCAUUAAUGUCGACAUGUUUUUGCUUUGGUUUGACGGCUCUCAGCCAUGACAAUAAAAUAAAAAUGUAAGUAAAAAAAAAAAAUGCA
Messenger RNA from Gadus chalcogrammus (walleye pollock), 997 nucleotides. RefSeq names its product proteasome 20S subunit alpha 3 (gene psma3). Gene Ontology annotation, biological process: ubiquitin-dependent protein catabolic process. Lineage: Eukaryota; Metazoa; Chordata; Actinopteri; Gadiformes; Gadidae. The record is from RefSeq and is a predicted model, not a curated record. The transcript is spliced from 11 exons. Gene Ontology annotation, cellular component: proteasome core complex, alpha-subunit complex; proteasome core complex; synapse. The coding region runs from base 91 to 858 and encodes 255 amino acids.